This is a messenger RNA of Saimiri boliviensis boliviensis (Bolivian squirrel monkey), 5119 nucleotides long. It is a transcript of the gene NID2, whose product is annotated as nidogen 2. Gene Ontology annotation, molecular function: Wnt-protein binding; Wnt receptor activity; calcium ion binding. The record is from RefSeq and is a predicted model, not a curated record. Gene Ontology annotation, biological process: cell-matrix adhesion; canonical Wnt signaling pathway. Lineage: Eukaryota; Metazoa; Chordata; Mammalia; Primates; Cebidae. Gene Ontology annotation, cellular component: plasma membrane.
GCUGCCUUAGAAAACUUAACGAGAUCCAGAUGUGGUGGCCACUGGCCGAACUUUCUCAGAGCCAGUGAUUGGCUCCAGCCGAGGAACUCAGCCAAUUAGCACGCUGGGCGGGCCUGGAUACCCGCCCCGCCCUGCCCAGGAACCCAUGGGGAUCCAGGUUCGAGGCUGGCACGGCGCGGAGAGUGGGCUGGAGGCCGGGGCGGGACGCGUGGUGCAGCGGAGCAGCACACGGCCGAGCGAACAUGCAGGGGGACCGGGUGGCCCGGCGGCCGGCGCUUUCGUCGUUGCCAGUGCUUCUGCUGCUGCUGUUGCUUCUGCUGUCGCGGGCCCUGGCGCUGCACCCAGACGAGCUCUUCCCACAUGGAGAGUCGUGGGGGGACCAGCUCCUGCAGGAAGGCGACGACGAAAGCUCAGCCGUGGUGAAGCUGGCGAAUCCCCUGCACUUCUACGAAGCCCGAUUCAGCAACCUCUACGUGGGCACCAACGGCAUCAUCUCCACCCGGGACUUCCCCAGGGAAACGGAGUAUGUGGACUAUGAUUUCCCCACUGACUUCCCGGCCAUCGCCCCUUUUCUGGCCGACAUCGACACGAGCCACGGCAGGGGCCGAAUCCUGUACCGAGAGGACACCUCCCCGGCAGUGCUGGGCCUGGCCGCCCACUAUGUGCACACUGGCUUCCCGCGCUCUGCCGUGCGCUUUACCCCCACCCAUGCCUUCCUGGCCACUUGGGAGCAAGUGGGCGCUUACGAGGAGGUCAAGCGCGGGGCGCUGCCCUCGGGAGAGCUGAAUACUUUCCAGGCAGUUUUGGCAUCUGAUGGGUCUGAUACCUACGCCCUCUUUCUUUAUCCUGCCAACGGCCUGCAGUUCUUUGGAACCCGGCCCAAAGAGUCUUACACUGUUCAGCUUCAGCUUCCAGCUCGGGUGGGCUUCUGCCGAGGGGAGGCUGAUGAUCUGAAGUCAGAAGGACCAUAUCUCAGCUUGGCUAGCACUGAACAGUCUGUGAAAAAUCUCUAUCAACUAAGCAACCUGGGGGUCCCUGGAGUGUGGGCUUUCCAUAUCGGCAGCACCUUGCCAUUGGACAAUGUCAGGCCAGCCACAGUUGGAGGAGACCUUUCUGCUGCCCACUCUUCUGUUCCUUUGGGACGUUCCUUCAGCCAUGCUACAGCCCUGGAAAGUGACUAUAAUGAGGACAAUUUGGAUUACUACGAUGUGAAUGAGGAGGAAGCUGACUACCUUCCGGGUGAACCAGAGGAGUCAUUGAAUGGCCGCAGCAGCACUGUUUCCUUCCUCUCCAAAGUGGAUACAAGGCCUUUAGAGGGUGGGAUGUCCUCUCCAGAUUCUGAUCUAUCUUCCCGCUUGCAUCCAACACCUACUUAUUGGCCAUUCUAUCCUGAAACAGAAUCUGCCACCUUGGACCCUCACACCAAAGAAGGAACAUCUCUGAGAGAGGUAGAGACCCCAGAUUUAAAAGGCCAAGUUGAGCCUUGGGCCGAGAGAGGGAACAGAAGCCCAGCUCCACCAAAGGUAGACAGAGAUUCACUGGUUCCUUCCUGGGAAACCCCACCACUCUCCCCUGAAAACAGAAGCAUCCAGCCCUACCCAGAUGGAGGGCCAGUGCCUUCAGAAAUGGAUGUUCCCCCAGCCCAUCCUGAAGAAGAAAUUGUUCUUCGAAAUUACCCUGCUUCAGGUCACUCUACGCCCCUAAGUCGAGAGACGUAUGAGGUGGGAGUGGAAGACAACAUAGGUUCCAACACCGAGGUCUUCACAUAUAAUGGUGCCAACAAGGAAACCUGUGAACACAACCACAGACAGUGCUCCCAGCAUGCCUUCUGCACGGACUAUGCCACUGGCUUCUGCUGCCACUGCCAAUCCAGGUUUUAUGGAAAUGGGAGGCACUGUCUGCCCGAAGGGGCACCUCACCGAGUGAAUGGAAAAGUAAGUGGUCACCUCCACGUGGGCCACACACCUGUGCACUUCACUGAUGUGGACCUGCAUGCUUAUGUAGUGGGCAAUGACGGCAGAGCCUAUACGGCCAUCAGCCACAUCCCGCAGCCUGCAGCCCAGGCCCUCCUCCCCCUCACACCAAUUGGAGGCCUGUUUGGCUGGCUCUUUGCUUUAGAAAAACCUGGCUCUGAGAAUGGCUUCAGCCUCACAGGUGCUGCCUUUAUCCAUGACAUGGAAGUUACAUUCUACCCGGGAGAGGAGAGGGUUCGCGUCACUCAAACUGCUGAGGGACUCGACUCGGAGAACUACCUGAGCAUUAAGACCAACAUUCAAGGCCAGGUGCCUUAUGUCCCAGCAAAUUUCACAGCCCACAUCUCUCCCUACAAGGAGCUGUACCACUACUCAGACUCCGCUGUAACCUCUACAAGUUCCAGAGAGUACUCUCUCACUUUUGGUGCAAUCAACCAAACAUGGUCCUACCGCGUCCACCAGAACAUCACUUACCAGGUGUGCAAGCACGCGCCCAGACGCCCGACCUUCCCCGCCACCCAGCAGCUGAACGUAGACCGGGUGUUUGCUUUGUAUAAUGAUGAAGAAAGAGUGCUUAGAUUUGCUGUGACCAAUCAGAUUGGCCCAGUUGAAGAAGAUGCAGACCCCUCUCCAGUGAAUCCUUGCUAUGACGGGAGCCACACGUGUGACACAACAGCACGAUGCCAUCCGGGAACAGGUGUAGAUUACACCUGCGAGUGCGCGUCUGGGUACCAGGGAGAUGGACGUAGCUGUGUGGAUGAAAAUGAAUGUGCAACUGGCUUUCAUCGCUGCGGCCCCAACUCUGUAUGUAUCAACUUGCCUGGAAGCUACAGGUGUGAGUGCCGGAGUGGUUAUGAGUUUGCAGAUGACCGGUAUACUUGCAUCUUGAUCACUCCACCUUCCAACCCCUGUGAGGACGGCAGUCAUACCUGUGCUCCUGCUGGGCAGGCGCGGUGUGUUCACCACGGAGGCGGCGUGUUCAGCUGUGCCUGCCUGCCUGGUUAUGCUGGCGAUGGGCACCAGUGCACUGAUGUAGAUGAAUGCUCAGAAAACAGAUGUCACCCUGCAGCUACCUGCUACAAUACUCCUGGUUCCUUCUCCUGCCGUUGUCAACCUGGAUAUCAUGGGGAUGGAUUUCAGUGCCUACCUGACUCCGCCCCAGGCCUGACACCCUGUGAGCAGCAGCAGCGCCAUGCCCAGGCCCAGUAUGCCUACGCUGGGGCCCGGCUCCACAUCCCGCAGUGCGACGAGCGAGGCAACUUCCUGCCUCUACAGUGUCAUGGCAGCACUGGCUUCUGCUGGUGUGUGGACCAUGAUGGUCAUGAAGUUCCUGGUACCCAAACUCCACCUGGCUCCACCCCGCCUCACUGUGGACCACCACCAGAGCCCACCCAGAGGCCCCCGACCGUCUGUGAGCGAUGGAGGGAAAACCUGCUGGAGCACUAUGGUGGCAGCCCCCGGGACGACCAGUACGUGCCCCAGUGUGAUGACCUGGGCCACUUCGUCCCCUUGCAGUGCCAUGGAAAGAGUGACUUCUGCUGGUGUGUGGACAAAGACGGCAGAGAGGUGCAGGGGACGCGCUCCCAGCCAGGCAUCACCCCUGCGUGUAUACCUACCGUCGCUCCACCCACAGUCCGGCCCACACCCCGGCCAGAUGUGACCCCUCCAUCCGUGGGCACCUUCCUGCUCUAUACCCAGGGCCAGAAGAUCGGCCACUUACCCCUCAAUGGCACGAGGCUUCAGAAAGAUGCAGCCAAGACCCUGCUGUCUCUGCAUGGCUCCAUCAUUGUGGGAAUUGAUUACGACUGCCGGGAGAGGAUGGUGUACUGGACAGAUGUUACUGGACGGACAAUCAGCCGUGUCAGUCUGGAACUGGGAGCAGAACCUGAGACGAUUGUGAAUUCAGGUCUGAUAAGCCCCGAAGGACUUGCCAUCGACCACAUCCGCAGAACAAUGUAUUGGACGGACAGUGUCCUGGAUAAGAUAGAGAGGGCCCAGCUGGAUGGCUCUGAGCGCAGGGUCCUCUUCCAUACAGAUCUGGUGAAUCCCCGCGCCAUCGCUGUGGAUCCAAUCCGAGGCAACUUGUACUGGACAGACUGGAAUAGAGAAGCUCCUAAAAUUGAAGCAUCAUCUUUAGAUGGAGAAAACAGAAGAAUUCUGAUCAAUACAGACAUUGGAUUACCCAAUGCCUUAACCUUUGACUCUUUCUCCAAACUGCUCUGCUGGGCAGAUGCAGGAACCAAAAAACUGGAGUGCACACUACCUGAUGGAACUGGACGGCGUGUCAUUCAAAACAACCUCAAGUACCCCUUUGGCAUUGUAAGCUAUGCAGACCACUUCUACCACACGGACUGGAGGAGGGAUGGUGUUGUAGCAGUAAAUAAAGACAGUGGCCAGUUUACUGAUGAGUAUCUCCCAGAACAGCGAUCUCACCUUUACGGGAUAACUGUGGUCUACCCUUACUGCCCAACAGGAAGAAAGUAAAUACAGUAACGUAAAGACAUGGAGUUUACAGUCAGAACCUGGACCUUAAAGAACAGUGACUGCAAAGGCAAAGAAAGUAAAAAAGGAAUAGGCCAUUACACGUUCCUGAACAUACAAGAUGAACAUUUUUUAGUGCAAAAAGACUUUUGUGAAAAGUUUAUACCUCAAUCUUUACUACUGUAUUUCUAAAAAUGAAGGUUGUUAUUGCAAGUUUAAAAAGGCAAUAGAAUUUUAAAGCGACUUCUUGUAAACAUUUAUACUGUAUUUAAAAGGUCAAAUUCAACAACUAAGAGUUUAAGAUUCUAAAUCUGAUUUUUGCUAUGGAUGAUUUCUGGCCAAGAAACUAAAGCACAUGUGAUCAAUAUAAAGAUACAAUCGUAAACCUUAAGAGUUGGAGAAGCCAAUGCAGAACUCAUGGGAAAGGACUAAUUAUUUAUAGUUUCCCAACCAAAGUUCUAAGAUUUUUUUUUUUUUAACCUCUGCAUCAAUACAUUUCUAUUUAUAUCACAAGGUGCUAAAAUGAUUCAAUUUGUAUUAUCUGAUCCUGUAAGUGCCUCUAUAGAAGUACCCACAGAAAGUAUUACAUUUUAUUAAUACCAAAGAUGUAACAGUUUAAAAAUUUUCUAGAUUACUCCAAUAAAACAUUUUAAGUUUUCCUAUGA